Messenger RNA from Suillus bovinus, 1452 nucleotides. RefSeq lists its product as uncharacterized. Lineage: Eukaryota; Fungi; Basidiomycota; Agaricomycetes; Boletales; Suillaceae. The record is from RefSeq and is a predicted model, not a curated record. The transcript is spliced from 3 exons. Bases 1 to 1452 code for a protein of 483 amino acids.
AUGGAUCCUAAACCAUCGUUUGAUACUUUCAAGGCGAACCCUAGCAGCACGAUUACCUGUCAUCAGAUGUCAGAUAUAGAUGCGAAUGCGGAUCGCACGAAGACACAUCAAGUUCUGUCGCCGACGCAUAUUCAUGCUGCAACUGAAAUUCCAGUUGAAAUCCUCUGCAUCAUCAUGGAGCUUACCAUGCCACCGACUCAGCACUUCCUAGAUUCCACUGUCAUUGCUCGCGACAAUCGUUCCUCGCGGUUUUUUUCACUGCAGACUCUCAGGAACAAUGUGCUGGUAUGCAGGUACUGGUAUAGUGUCGGCAUUAGCUUCCUCUACCGCCAUGUUGUCAUCCUUAAGAGCAAGCAACUCUUCGCGCUUGCACGCGUCGUGUCGAACAACCAUACCCUGGGCAAGAUGAUACUAUCUUUGCGCCUGCAAUGUUAUGUUUCAGUGUCUCAGAUGGCUACAGUCUCGAUGGCUCUGGACGGCAUCUUAGCGGUGACUCCAAAUCUUACGAAAGUUACCCUUGCGCCCAUCUUGAAGAGACAGCCUUUCGGUAGUCGCGAGCUUAUCGGCAUAGUCAAUUUCAUGCCCAUCUUUGGGAGACGUCCUUCCAUUAGUCAGGAGUUUCUUCGCCUAGUCAUUCUCGCGCAGCACAUCCCCCUUCGCACCACAGAUCUGCACUUCCAUGUCAAUAGCACACUCAAAGACACCCUGAACCUCAUGCCAGCUUUCACGUACCUCACCACUUUCCACAUCGAUAUAAUCACUGGAGAAGACGAUGAACUCCCCACCGAGCGACUACAUCUUGCCUUUUUGGAAGAGCUACAAAUUACUUGGUACCCGUGUAGACAUGACAUGAACGUCUUUUCUGCACUGGCUGAGACCCUUAGCCUCCCCUCUCUUCGACGUCUGCUUUUGACAUCACAAGCUCUCGAGGACCGGAUGGUUUUUGAGCCACUAUUGCGUAAAUUUGGAAACAGUCUUCACUUUGUCUCAUUGGUUAGGCCUUAUAUGAACGAUCGCUACCGCUUUUACGACUUUCGCCGCCCUUUUCCCCUGACUCCAUUACUUUCCAUGUGUCCAAAUUUACGCCACCUCGCCACGGAUACGUGUAUUCCAAUCCGGAUGCCUGCGCAUGCACACUUGACAUGGGUAGACUUGUGGGCCCCGAGACAAUUUUUGGAUCCGAGCGAACAGUCAGCUGUGACGCUCAUUCCUCACGAAGAGAAAGUCAAGCUCCCUUCAUUGCGGGGGGUGCGGUUACUUGACAUGUCUUUAUUCUCGUUCAGUGGCGCGCGCACGCCGCUCCUCAUACCUCCAGAUAUGGUCGGGAGCACGGAGAGUGUCGUUUGGAGUUAUUCGAAUCUGGACUUGCGCCAUGACCCUGGAUUACUCUAUAGACACAAGACAGACGAGGUCGAUGAUGUGCUAGCUGAUAGUCUGUGUCACAGGUCGUGA